ACACACACACACACACACACACACACACACACACACACCACAACACCACAACAAGGCAGCAGCAGCUGGACCGGAGGAUCCGCUAUCUGUUUGACUUUGGACAGGAGGGAUGAACUGAUCGCCUGGUUUGAUCGGCUAAUCGAUACUGGAUACGAUAGGAUAUCAGGAUAGAUCAUCGAUCAUGGAACAUGAUGCCGCAUCAGAGAUGUUGAACGAUAGUAGUUAGCUGGUUAGCCUAGCCGCUGUGCUUCAGCUAGCGAGCUAACCUGACAUCUCCUCCCGAGACCAGCCUUUAAUACUACAUCACCUGUCCAUUAUCGAUCCCGUCAGGAUCGACCCGGAGUCCGUCCUGAUCGAUCCGGAGCGCUGGAGAGAACCCGACAUGUUGGCUGACUGACGGCAUCGGCACAAAGGAACCAAAGCUAGCGUCGCAGCUAACGGCUACAUGGAAGCUCAUUGUGUUGGAGAAUGGGAAAGCAUUCCGUUACUUUAGUUAACCAGGAACUAGUCGGUACCCUCUAGUUAGUAAUAGACCAGGCACUAGUCCGUACCCUCUAGUUAGUAAAAGACCAGGAACUAGUCGGUACCCUCUAGUUAAUAACAGACCAGGAACUAGUCGGUACCCUCUAGUUAAUAACAGACCAGGAACUAGUCGGUACCCUCUAGUUAAUAACAGACCAGGAACUAGUCUGGACCCUCUAGUUAGUAACAACAGUAACUAGUCCAGACACUAGCUAGAAACAGACCAGGAACUAGUCGGUGCCGGGUACCCUCUAGUUGAUAACAUACCAGGAACUAGUCGUGACCCUCUAGUUAGUAACAGACCAGACCUCGGCUCUGUCUAUUUUCUGGAGAGCUGUGGUGAUGGACGGCUAAGGAGUGUGAGCCGGUUUGCGUUGGUCUGUUGUCGGGUCCGUACUGGGUCAUGGCCGGCAAACCCAGUAGAACCAUGAACCCAUGGCUGUGUUUCCACCUCCUCUUAGUUACUGGUUGUCUUGCUGAUCCCCAAAGGAGCGACAACGUCUAUGUGUCCGGAAUCUCCAAUGCAUGUGGUGACGUAGCGGAGCUGGUGCGGGCGUCCAGUGGCGUGAUCACCAGCCCCGGCUGGCCCUUCCAGUACCCCUCCACCCUCAACUGCAGCUGGAACAUCAGGGGCAAGCCUGGUGACAUCAUCACCCUCAGCUUCCAGGACUUUGAGCUGCAGGGCUCGCAGCACUGCGCUCUGGACUGGCUGUCCAUCGGCAGCUACCGGAGCCUGGAGGGCUACCGGGCCUGUGGCUCAGCACUGCCUGCCCCCUACAUCUCCACCCAGGACCACGUCUGGCUGCACUUCCACUCGGACCGCGCGCAGGCCGCCAAGGGCUUCAGGCUGUCCUACAUCACCGGCCGUGCGGAGGCGGCGGGCUGCGAGCCGGGCCAGUUCCACUGCUCCAACGGGAAGUGCGUGCCGGAGAGCUGGCGCUGCAACAACAUGGACGAGUGCGGCGACCGGUCGGACGAGGAGCGCUGCGGCCCGCCCGCCGCCGCCGCCGCCGCCUUCUCCUUCCAGCCCUGCGCCUUCAACCAGUUCCCCUGCCUGUCCCGCUACACCCGCGUCUACACCUGCCUGCCCCACGCACUCAAGUGCGACGGCAGCAUCGACUGCCAGGACCUGGGGGAUGAGAUCGACUGCGACGUCCCGACGUGUGGAGAGCACCUGAAGAACUUCUACGGCUCCUUCAACUCGCCCAACUACCCGGACUUCUACCCGCCCGGCAGCAACUGCACCUGGAUCAUCGACACCGGGGACACCAGGAAGGUGGUGCUGCGCUUCACCGACCUGAAGCUGGACGGGACGGGCUACGGCGACUACGUGAAGGUGUACGACGGGCUGACGGAGGCGCCGCGCCGCCUGCUGCGCGUCCUCACCGCCUUCGACUCGCGGGCGCCCGUCGUCGUGGUUUCCACCUCCGGGCGCCUCCGGGUGCACUUCUACGCCGACAAGAUCAACGCCGCCCGGGGCUUCAACGCAACCUACCAGGUGGAGGGCUUCUGCCUGCCCUGGGAGGUGCCGUGCGGGGGCGACUGGGGCUGCUACUCGGAGGCCCAGCGCUGCGACGGCUACUGGCACUGCCCCAACGGGCGGGACGAGCUCAACUGCUCGUCGUGCCAGGAGGAGGAGUUCCCCUGCUCCCGCCACGGGGCCUGCUACCCCCGCUCGGACCGCUGCAACUACCAGAACCGCUGCCCCAACGGCUCCGACGAGAAGAACUGCUACUUCUGCCAGCCGGGGAACUUCCACUGCAAGAACAACCGCUGUGUGUUUGAGUCGUGGGUGUGCGACGCCCAGGACGACUGUGGGGACGGCAGUGACGAGGAGAGCUGCCCGGUGGUGGUCCCCACGCGGGUCAUCACGGCCGCCGUCAUCGGCAGCCUGGUCUGCGGCCUGCUGCUGGUCAUCGCCCUGGGCUGCACCUGCAAGCUGUACUCGCUGCGCAUGUUCGAACGCAGGUCGUUUGAAACGCAGCUGUCCCGCGUGGAGGCGGAGCUACUGAGGAGGGAGGCCCCUCCCUCCUACGGUCAGCUGAUCGCCCAGGGCCUCAUCCCCCCCGUGGAGGACUUCCCCGUCUGCUCUGGGAGCCAGGCGUCGGUGCUGGAGAACCUGCGUCUGGCGGUGCGCUCCCAGCUGGGCUUCACCUCGCUGCGCCUCCCGUCCACCGGUCGCCACGGCAGCCUGUGGCGGGGGCUCUUCUGGUCGUCGCGCUCGCGGCGCUCCGGCUCGCUGCCCCUGGUGUCGGCCGACCCCCCCCACCCCCCGCAGGAGGGGGGCGGGGCCCGCGCCGAGGAGCCCUCCCCCCCCUCCCCCGCCGGGGCCGAGGGCGGAGCUCUCUCCCUGCUGCCCCGCAAGGCCCCUCCCCCCGGCGCCGUGGAGGCGGUGGUCUCCGUGGUGACGGAGCCCGCCCCCCCGCCCCUGCCCCAGCCCCCGCCGGCCCCCCCGGCGCCCGGCCGCUCCACCCUGGGCCGGCUGGCCCGCGGGCUCCGCCUCCUGUCGCUGCUCCUCCCGCGGCGCGGCGGCGGCCUCCGGCAGCAGGAGGCGCAGGACGAGGAGGAGGAGGACGAGGAGGACGUGGAGCUGCUCAUCCCCGACUCCUCCCCCUCCGCCCUGGCCUCGGGCCGCGCCCUCCGCCAUCACCGCGGCGGCGGAGACGACUACUACGGUGAGGGCUACCACGGUGAGGGUUACCACGGCGACGGGCCGUGCGAACACUGCGGGAUGGUGCACACCGCCCAGAUCCCCGCCGCCUGCCUGGAGGGCGGCGGCGGCGGUGGCGGCGGGAAGACGGAGAGCAGCGACGACGAGCUGCUGCUGCUCUGCUAACGCUAGCCGCUAACGCUACCGCUAACGAGAACCCCCACUGCCGAACAGGACGCUCAACAGGAUGCUAAUCGCUAACUAGGAUGCUAACCGCUAACAAAAACGCUUACCAGGAUGCUAACGCUUACCAGGAAAAUAACAAUGACAAGAUGCUAACGCUAACCAGGACGCUAACCACUACCGCUAACCUGGACCGCUAACCAGGACACUAAAACGCUAAACGCUAAACAGGAUGUUAAUCAGGACGUUCCCCGCUAGACAGGCUAAUACCGGCGUGCUAACCAGGACGCUAACCAAGCUAACAGAACCUGUCACCUGACGGCUAGGUGAAUUCUCAAAUUGGGCUGGAGGUCAGGGGUCACUGGACAUUAUCACAGCUCUGACAACGUGGACCACACGUUGUUAUUUUCUACUGACUACGGGGACCAAUAGGAGGGCCUAAUGUCUAAGACACGCCCCCUCUUCUCUAAGACUCGCUCAGUAUUCUAGGUUGAACCAAUGGAAGAGGUCCUACUCUAUAGGACACGCCCCCUGAAACCAGGAACUGACCCAUAACAAGAAUACAGCAUUGUGGUGCUGCGGGUGGUGUUACGGCAGAGUGGGUGGUUUUGGUACGGGUGGUGCUGCGAUACAGUGGGUGGUGUUGGUACGGUUGGAGCAGUGGGUGGUGUUACGGUACAGUGGGUGGUGUUACGGUACAGAGGGUGGUGUUGGAAAGGGAAGUCUGGGGCCCCCUGCUUGAGCUGCUCCCCCCGCGACCCGACCCCGGAUAAGCGGAUGAAGAUGAGAUGAGAUGAUGGGUGGUGUUGGUACGGUUGGAGCAGUGGGUGGGGUUACGGUACAGUGGGUGGUGUUGCGAUACAGUGGACGGUGUUGGUACGGGCGGUGCUGCGAUACAGUGGGUGGUGUUACGGUACAGUGGGUGGUGUUAAGGUACAGUGAUGGUGUUACGGUACAGUGGGUGGUGUUACGGUACAGUGGGUGGUGUCGACGCGGGCGGUGUCACCGCGGUUGGUGCUUCGGCUGGAAUUGGUACGAUGGGUGGUGCUUCGGGUGGAAUCGGUACGGGUGGUGGUGUUUGGUACGGGUGGAGCAGCGGGUGCUGUUGGUACGGUGGGUGCUGUUGGUACGGUGGGUGGUGUUUGGUACGGGUGGAGCAGCGGGUGCUGUCGGUACGGUGGGUGGCGCUUCGGGUGGAUUCGGUACGAUGGGUGGUGUUUGGUACGGGUGGAGUACCAGGGGCGGUUCCUGGAGCAUGCAGGUGAAUCUAUUUAUUUGUGCGGUUAGUUGUGUAUUUAUUAUGGUUUGUUGUGUAAACUGCAUGUCCCUCUUAGUGUUGUUAUGAUGUACAGUAUGAUUAAAGGUGCUGAACAAA
Messenger RNA from Gadus macrocephalus (Pacific cod), 4730 nucleotides. It is a transcript of the gene lrp12, whose product is annotated as low density lipoprotein receptor-related protein 12. The transcript has 11 exons. The coding region runs from base 926 to 3358 and encodes 810 amino acids. Gene Ontology annotation, molecular function: low-density lipoprotein particle receptor activity; protein binding. Lineage: Eukaryota; Metazoa; Chordata; Actinopteri; Gadiformes; Gadidae. Gene Ontology annotation, cellular component: plasma membrane. The record is from RefSeq and is a predicted model, not a curated record.